Molecule: messenger RNA, 6268 nt
Organism: Budorcas taxicolor (takin)
Lineage: Eukaryota; Metazoa; Chordata; Mammalia; Artiodactyla; Bovidae
Gene: FBXL18
Product: F-box and leucine rich repeat protein 18
Exons: 5
Coding region: 97-2244 (715 amino acids)
Biological process (GO): SCF-dependent proteasomal ubiquitin-dependent protein catabolic process
Cellular component (GO): SCF ubiquitin ligase complex
Molecular function (GO): protein binding
Source: RefSeq, a predicted model, not a curated record
AGCUGCGGACGCGCCGGCUGUGAGCAUCCCUGGCCAGCCAGGCGGGAGGUCCCCGGAGCUCUGGCUCCGGAGGCAGCGGCUCGGCCCGCCCUCGACAUGGCCAGCUCUGGAGAGGACACGUGCGAUGACAGUGACGCGCCCCCCGCGGCAGCCCCGGUGGCAGACAGCACCCACCUGCUGGGCUUCUCCGACGAGAUCCUCCUGCACAUCCUGAGCCACGUGCCCAGCACGGACCUGGUUCUGAACGUCCGGCACACCUGCCGGAAGCUCGCAGCGCUGUGCUUGGACAAGAGCCUCACCCACACGGUGCUGCUGCAGAAGGACUAUGAGGCCAGCGAGGACAAGGUGAAGCGGCUGGUGAAGGAGAUCGGCCGGGACGUGCAGCAGCUCAGCAUGGCCGGCUGCUACUGGCUGUCGGGCGCCACGGUGGAGCAUGUGGCGCGCUGCCGCGGCCUGGUGCGCGUCAACCUGUCGGGCUGCCCCCUGACCUCCCUGCGCCUCUCCAAGGUGCUGUCGGCCCUGCCACACCUGCGCUCCCUGGCCAUCGACGUGAGCCCCGGCUUCGACGCCAGCCAGCUGAGCGGCGAAUGCAAGGCGACGCUGAGCCGCGUGCGGGAGCUCAAGCAGACGCUGUACACGCCCUCGUACGGCGUGGUGCCCUGCUGCACCAGCCUCGAGAAGCUGCUGCUGUAUUUCGAGAUCCUGGACCGCACGCGGGAGGGCGCCGUGCUCUCGGGCCAGCUCAUGGUGGGCCAGAGCAACGUGCCGCACUACCAGCACCUGCGCGUCUUCUACGCCCGCCUGGCCCCCGGCUACAUCAACCAGGAGGUGGUACGCCUCUACCUGGCCGUGCUCAGCGACCGCACGCCCGAGAACCUCCACGCCUUCCUCAUCUCCGUGCCCGGCAGCUUUGCCGAGAGUGGGGCCACCCGGAACCUGCUGGAGUCCAUGGCCCGCAACGUGGCGCUGGACGCCCUGCAGCUGCCCAAGUCCUGGCUCAACGGCUCGGCCCUCCUGCAGCACAUGAAGUUCAGCAGCCCCUUCUACUUCAGCUUCAGCCGCUGUGCACUGUCCGGCGGCCACCUCCUGCAGCGCGUCAUCGACGGCGGCAGGGACCUGCGGAGCCUGGCAGGCCUGAACCUCAGCGGCUGCGCGCACUGCCUGGCACCUGACUGCCUGCUCCGCAAGGCAGAGGACGACAUCGACCCCGCCAUCCUAGAAGCGCUGGUGGCGGCCUGCCCCAACCUACGGCACCUCAACCUCUCAGCCGCGCACCACCACAGCCCCGAGGGCCCCGGCCAGCACCUGUGCCAGCUGCUGGCUCGGCUGCCCCGCCUGCGCUCCCUGUCGCUGCCCGUCUGCGCUGUGGCCGACUCCCCGCCACGGGCCGACCGCGCGCCUGUCCCGCCCGCCAUGCGUGCGGUGCCCCGCGGCUUCGGCAAGAAGGUCCGCAUCGGCGUGCCAUCCGUCCCCUUCCCUGGGCCGGCAGGCCCCCAGCCGUCCUCGGUGUUCUGGUCGUUGCUGAAGAACGUGCCCUUUCUGGACCGCCUCGAGCUGAUCGGCUCCAACUUCUCAUCUGCCAUGCCGCGCAAUGAGCCUGCCAUCCGCAACUCCCUGCCCCCCUGCAGCCGGGCGCAGAGCGUCGGGGACGCGGAGGUGGCUGCCAUCGGCCAGCUGGCCUUCCUGAGGCACCUGACGCUGGCCCAGCUGCCCAGCAUCCUGACGGGCUCGGGGCUGGUGAGCAUCGGCCUGCAGUGCCAGCAGCUCCAGUCGCUCUCGCUGGCCCACCUGGGCUUGAUGGGCAAGGUGGUCUACAUGUCCGGCCUCUCGGACAUGCUGAAGCACUGCAAGCGGCUGAAGGACCUCAGGUUGGAGCAGCCCUACUUCAGCGCCAACGCCCAGUUCUUCCAGGCGCUGAGCCAGUGCUCCGCGCUGCAGCGCCUCUGCCUGGUGUCGCGCAGCGGGACGCUGCAGCCCGAGGCUGUGCUGGCCUUCAUGGCGCGCUGCCUGCGCGUGGUGGUAUGCCACCUGUUCACCGGCGAAUCGCUCACCACCUGCCGCAGCCUGCAGCAGGCCCUCCUCCGCAGUUUCCAGGCGGAGCGGCCGGCGCUGAACGUCGUCGUCUUCCCCCUGCUCCACGAGGGCCUGACCGAUGUGAUCCGGGACGUACCCAUGGUGCACCUGGAUGAGGUCACCUUGUUUAAAAGCAGAGUGGCCGAGGAGCCCCCCAACCUGUGGUGGUGAUGGGAGUGGGCGCCCAGCCGCAGCCACGGACCCAGCACGGCCUGGACGGGCGCGUGGCCUCCCCCUCAGCCACGGCUACUACCCCUGCCCGCGCCCAGGCCUGCACCCCCGGGGUCCCGGGGGAAGGAAGCCACUUCCCGGCGCCCGCCCGGCCCCUGAGCGCUUCCUUGUGAGGACUCCGCCUCAGCGCCCUUUGGCUGAGAUGGGGAGGAGGGAGGCGAGGGUGGCUGGCCCGUGACCUGGGGGCCCGGCUGGGGUGCUUCCCGGGGUGCGGACUCGCUGGAGCCAGGUCCCCAGAGCCCCGCGUGGCCCCAGUGCCCCUGCCCAGGAGUGUCCCUUGACUCCGUGCUGCUGGUCGGCGGCCUCCAGGCUCUGGGGAGGGGCAGAGGGGAGCUCCAGGUGUAUGGCUGCAAUUUGGGGCUCCCUUCUUCCUGUUAACCCGAUUUCGUCUCCGGUUCCUUUCCAGCCAGACGACAUCAGGCAGGUUGGGGCCAGUGGUGGGGGGCUGGGCGUCCCUGGCUGCACGCGGUCACGGCCGGCUUUAGAAGCUGCAGGUCCCUGAUUCUGUGGAAAUGUAGGCAGACCUGCUUCGUUAGAAAAACUUGAAAUAUUAGAGCCUAGAAAGGACAUGUGAGGCUGGAAAGACAACCCCAUUACCCCGUUUCAGAGAGCUGUAUUUAGCACUUUAAAAAAUGGCACCGCAGCUAUUCCCAAAAUGGGGGGCAGCCUCCCCGUGUCCCAGCCUCACACCCUGGGGUCACCAGGAGCCUCUGCCUUGUCACCGCGAGACUCUCCUCCAGAGCCAUCACCCGCAUGGUUGGUGGGCUUCCGAGGGUGCCGGUCGGGGUCCCUGCACCCAGAGUCUUGCCCCAACACCCCUGGUGACACUCCUGGAGAUGUCCUGGGAAGGCUGGGUGGCGUCAGGGGGCUUUCCAGCGGGGGUUCCUGAGUCUCCAGAGAGGCUGCCUCCCCCCACUCUGGGCUGUGCGUCCUCCCCAGGGCCCGGGGCUGCCUGCCCCGACUCUGGGCUGCGCAUGCAGAGUCCGCCAGGCCCGCCUCGCCGCCGCCCCACCUUGGCUGCUGUCUGCGCCGAGGCCCAGCCUCACUGGCUUCCUGGUCUGUUGCACACGCUGGCUGCCCCCAUUGGCGUCGCCCGUCCUGUCGUUCGCCUGUCAAAGGGACCUGGACCCUGAGCCCACCUUCGCCUGCCCUUCCCGGGGUCCUCCCCCCACCAGGCCCAGGGGAUCAGGAGGCCCUUCGGAGGGCAGAAGCGUGCCUAGGGUCAGGGUCCCGGAGGCACACAGGCCCCCAGCGCUCUGGUCAGUCCUAAGUGCCGUCCGUCUGGCAGCCUCCUGCCCCGCGGCCCUGGGCCUGCUCUUGCCUCCCUGCACUGGGCAGACCGUGUGUUUGCACGUGGAGCUGGGCUCCUCCCCUGCCCCAUGGCUUUCCUGCCGUGGGUGCCGUUGUCUCCUCUGGAGCGUGGGGUGCCCCCUUCCCUCCCCAGGUGCCGCUGACAGUUUUUUGCCUCCUGCCUGGAGGGACCGGCGUGCCAGCUGCUCCAGGGAAACGCCCCACGGUAGGGCCCUCACCCCACGGGCCUGGCUGGCUCCUCUCGCGUCCUCGCAGGUUGCAGGCCACGCUGCCCUGGGCCCCGGAGAGACAGGGCCACACGCUGUGGACGAGGGUCUGAGAGGUGGUGGGAUCCCCCCAUCCAUUUCUGGGCAUUUCUGUCGGAUGCACCUAGAGACCACCUGAGGGCCGUCAGGAAGGUGGUGUGGGGACCGACUGACCGCUUCCCUCACAGCAGGGCUGUGGCCAGUUUCAGCCUGACCAGCCGGGGGACUCAGCCCAGGAUGGGGGCAGGAGACCCCCGGGGCCCUGGUACUCAUGUCUUUUCAUCCAGAGCAGCUGGGCUCAGGCCAGAGACGGACCUUCCCACUGAGACCCUCCCUGCAGGCGGCCAUGGUUCUCAUGAGCAAGCGCUUUCAACCAGCAGCCUCGUCUAUGCCAGCCAGUAGGGCUAGGAGGGGCCGUUCAUGGGACGUGAGCUGCCUUGGAAAGCAGCCCCCUAAGAGGGGGCUUGUGUUUUUAGUGUCCCCCGACCACCCUUUACUUAGAGCAAGCAUUUCCCCUGCUCCUGCAGCCGGGACAGGACUCACCAGAUGUCAAUAAUGUGCUUAUUUUCACUAAGUGCUAUUUUGGCACCGUUGUUAAUUGCAAUUUAUAUUCUGCAGCAUUUUAUGCUGGGAGAAGAACCCACCCUGAUGAUCCCCAAUUGGCAGAACUAGGCUGUUAAGUGGCGGACCAUAUGCUGCCUGCAGAGAGGGGCCUGGUCAGCACUGGGGCCUGCGCGUGCACACGCGCGUGUGCAUGUACAUCUGUGUGCCUGCACGUGUGAGUGUAGUCUGCCAUGUAAGGGUUCUGUUUCUGGUGUGCACAUGAUUGUGGGAGCACACAUGUCUGCAUGGUGUGUGUGCGUGGUGUGUGUGUGAGACAGACACCGGGGAGCGGGGAAUGAGGGAGGAGGGGACCCGGACGUUUCUCUGUUAACAAGAGACCCUAGCUGGCCUCCCGAAGCCGCCCCUCUGCAGAGGCUCUGCCCCUGGACCCAGAGGCCCCACCCUAGACCUAGAGGUCCUGCCUGCUCCUGGGGCUGGGCUCUGCUAAGUCAGUGCCUCCAGGCAGCCCAGCCAGCGGCCUGAAGGUACUCCUGGUCCCGGAGGCUUGUCGGCUGCCUUUUGAGGACCUGGGAAGACAGGUCCGAGGGUCCCUUCUCCGCCAGCUCUCCAAGGGCUUCUCUGCUCGGGCCUGGGGCCAAGGCACCCUCUUCCAGCGGCUCUGCAAGGCUGGGUGUUCAAGGAUGCUCCCUUGACCCCCCGCCCCCCCCCCACCCUGAGGCGGGAUCCGGGGCCCCAGGGGCAGAAGUUUGGCAGAGGCCUAGCCUGGGGAAGCAGGGCCGGGGUGCCCGGGUCUCUGCUGGCUGAAGGGCCUGAACCCAGCGGGCACAACCUCGUUGCCCCGGUGAUUUCCUGGUGCAUGGCCAGGAUGGUGGCGGGUCCCAGUGCAUAACCCGCCCAGCAGGGGACCUGCCGGGAUGGGUCCUCCCUCCAGUCCUCCUCUGAGCAGCACCGCUCAGCCUUCUGCUUCCUCUCAGCCUCCCUGUUCCGUUAAGAUUUGAAUAGUGCUGAGACCUUGGAAAAAGAAGGGAGAUUGGUGGGUGAGGAUACUGGAGUGUGGCCCCUGCUGAGGGAGACGUGGAUGCCGACACCUGUGGUCCUCGUGGCCUUGGCCUUGGGCCCCCUCCCCACUGACCAGAGAGGGCUGGGGAAGCCCCUCCCUGUGCGGAGGGGCUCAGGGCGCAGGAUUCUGAUGAGCAGUGUCUCUGGUCUGCAGGGUGUGAUGAACAAACACCCACAGAAACUCACACAACCCCAGGUCCCACACAGGCUGACCAGCAUCGUCUAAAUUACUUUGCGAAGUUUUUUCAAAAAACACUGAAGUAUGAGGUCUUGCAUUAAUAGCACAGGGUUGGGGCACCAGCUGUACCAGACUCCAGGCCAGCAGUACCCAGAGGCUGCCCUGCUUUGCCCACUGGGGGGCCGAGGGGGUCUGAGCAGUGGGGGCGGGCAGAGGGCUGUGUGCAGGCGCGUGCUUUUGCCCGUGUGCCAUGCCACGUGACACCCCACGGCCGUCGGUUGCCUCCAGCCGGUUCCUGGCCGCCACUUGGGCUACUGCCCGCCCACCCACCUGCCCAUCUGACCACUGCCUGUCCCUCCGGCCAGAGAGUCCCGCUCAGCACAGGAUCAGUCAUGAGGGAGUGGGGCGGGCGGGGGGGUGGGGUGCCAGGCUGUCCCGCGGCAUUUGUGUAUGUGACCAGGUGCUAAGUGACCGAAUUCGCGUCACCUGCCUUUCGAUGACAGACCUCUUUGUCCUUUGGUGAAGCUGCUCCUGAAUUUUGUGUUCCAACUUACAUUUCGAAUGGGUAUUUUCAUGUAAAUUUGUGGCAUGUUAAAAGUUUCAAAUA